Messenger RNA from Canis lupus familiaris (dog), 4047 nucleotides. RefSeq names its product retrotransposon Gag like 4 (gene RTL4). Lineage: Eukaryota; Metazoa; Chordata; Mammalia; Carnivora; Canidae. Gene Ontology annotation, molecular function: zinc ion binding; nucleic acid binding. The coding region runs from base 307 to 1215 and encodes 302 amino acids. The record is from RefSeq and is a predicted model, not a curated record. The transcript has 2 exons.
AGAAACUAUCCCACUGUGACCUGAUACUGCUUGGGACACAACAUGUAAGAGGUAAUUUAUCACUUCUGAAUGUGCAGAACAUUGGCAUUCUCCAUGAGAAGAGGUAACAGUGAAUAGUGGACAACAAUUUUGCAUCUCUCGAAUUCAGCUCUCAGCAUCCCUUUGCAACUGUUUUGUAGGUAGCAGUUUUGGCUACUUACUCAUGACACUAUCUCUCUGAUGAUAGAGGAAACCCUACUGUCCACACAUUGGUUUCUAGUACUGGCACUUUAUUCUACCUAGUCUCACUUGAUUCCAGAAGACCCAAUGGAGAAGUACACAGAAUCACCAUCUACCUUGCAAGUAGAGCAUUCCUCCCUUCAAGUAGAGAAUCUGAUUCUGCCACCACAAAUACAGCAUCUGACUGAAGAAAACCUUGAUCUAAGGGGCCAAGUCAUGCCAACCCUGACCACCCCAGUGAUGUCUGUAACAUGUUUACUUGAACAUCUUUCUCAGUUCCACAGUGACCCUGCCAGUAUCUCAGGAUUUCCUGCAAGGUUGACAACUCUCAAGUUCCCCAAUCCUGCAGAUGAUGUCCAAAUCAAGUUAUUUUUUGACUACCUUUCUCAGCAGAUGGAAGGUUGUGGAGUCAUAUCCGGGUCUGACCAGAACACUCUGCUAAAACAGUAUGAGAAGUUUGUUCUUGAAUUCCAGCAAUCAUUUGGUGAGCCUAUAAAACAGGAAAUAGACCCUCUGAACAAAGAGGAUAACUCCUCUUCUCAGCAGGAUGCUUCUACUUUCCAGCUCCUUGCUCAAAAUUUGAUCUGUAAUGAAGCCAAUCAGAGUGAUCACUUACAAGAAGGACUAGCUGAUUCCAUCCACAAUGAAGUGAGUGGCACAGAUAUGAUGAACAACCUUCCAGACCUGAUCACUCAGUGUAUUCAGUUGGACAAGAAACGUAAUGACAGGCCAGAGCUUCUUCAGUCAGAGACCCAGUUCCCAAUGUUGGCUUCCCUGAUCCACCACCAAGCCUUUUCCAGCCCCACAAAUCUGCCACCCAAGGAAGAACCUAUACAGUUGCGUGGAAGCCAGCCACCUCUCACCUCAGCCAAACGAGCCCGCCAGCAAGAAGCUCAGUUGUGCCUCUACUGCAGCCAGGCUGGUCACUUUACAAGAGAUUGCCUCGCCAAACGUUCUCGAGCCCCAGCAAGGAUAAAUAACUCAACUCACCAGUAAGAGAGCAGGUCAUUUUGCAAAGUUAUAUCCCUCUUACUUCCAGCCUUAAAGAUUUAUAUUCUGCGCUAGCAUUUAAAAUACAGGUGGGGAACUAUGAUACAACUUAAUAGACAGUCAUGAACUCAUGUACUUCUGGGAAUUUAAAUAACUAGGUCUUGUUCAUUUGCUCACCCAUCACCAAACCAAACCCAACUCAACAAUAAGAAAACAAUUCACUGGCACUUCUGCAGGUGGUACCAAAUUCCCAAGAGGAUUGAAAGUCUGUAGGCAAAACUCUGGCCAGUCUGAGCCAAUGAAAACAACCUUGGACGUGCCCUGGCAACCCCAUUCCCUCCAAUGGGUGAGAUCUGGGUUGAGUUUGUUGGCCUAAGUCUUCUGUGCCUAAGAUUAGGCCCAAGACUUUCACCCUCACCCUCAUUGGUCUGCAUUCUAGUUCCCUGUUCAUUUAGGAAUCCUUGGUUGAAUUCUUAAUUGCAUUCCAUAUCCUACCAACAUUUUUCUACUGGAGGCUGGAACCUGCUCCACCUAUUGACUGGAGUCCAGCUUCAACACAAACCAACCUUCAUGGAAAUACAACUCUACUACCAUUCCAUACAGUUAUGUAUUUUGUUGCCAUUUAAAAGACUUCUGCUUGCUCAAAAAACCUGGAUCUCUUAGCUAUUGACAAACCAGAUAGCAUGGCCAUUUGGAGACUCUGAUUGGACCUGUCGGUCCACUUCCUUGAGAACUAGCCUUUCAGGCAUGUACAUAUUUUUAGCCAAGCCCUACUAAUUCCAUCUUACUCCCCAAUUCCUCAACAACCUACUUUAUGCUAUAGCAUGGCUAAUGGCCAAGUCAAAAUGGCCAGGUCUAGGAUAAUGACCUCCGAUAAAUAUGAAUGAAAGUUGGGGAAGGAGUCUCAUCAUAAUUAUGUCUACAGCCUGUCCUUGUUGCCUUACCUGGCAGGUAAGGGAAUCUGGUUAAAUAAAUCUCUACUGAAGACCCUAUAGUAGUUUCUGACUCUAGAGGCUUCAGUGUGGUCACUAUUUGGGAUCAUUGCCAUUGAUGUUAAGUUGUAUAUCCUUAUGGACCACCUCUGGAGACCCUUAUCUAGUUGAGAAUUGUGAAAAGUAAAUAAUGGCAGACAACUGUCUGAACAAUCCCUUCUGACAAGUCCUGGGACAUGGACAUCAACACCAUUGUUACAUAAAUCUUAAUUUGAUUGAGGGGUUUGAUUGCUUGUGUUGUGCUCUUGGCACAUAUCAGCUCUAUGUAUGGAUUCUUAAUGCUUCUGAAUGAAAGUAGUGCCAUGCUUGAGACACAAAACUCUCUAUAAUGUUAAGGAUAACUAGUGACAAUUGAUGUUUGCUAGUAAUAGUCAGUCCUCUGUUCCUUGCUUCUUGGUGUGGAUGUAUGUCCCCAUAAUUGAUUUUAGAUUAAAAGAAAGAUCAGUAAUUCCUUAUUCCCUAGCAGCCAUCAAGACCUCUCAGAACAUGAAGUGUCAUUGUACUUUGGCCUUGUUUCUGGGGAAUUAUGCUAACUUUGACAAUAUUUAAACCCACUUAGGCCCUUACCUCUUUCAUCCAGUAGCACUAACAAAUAGAUCAUUUUUCCCAUCAGUGCCUCACUAACCGCUGUGCCAACCCUUAUUUGCAUUUACAAGGGGUCUCCUUUAUCAAUAGCUUGCUAUACUUUCCACUUUACUCCACAUGUUCUCAUAACAAGGAAACCUGGAUGCACAUAUUCCAGUUGUGCCAAGAAAUUCUCACUGUGGUACUGGGAUUGUAUGAAAGCCUCUAACAAGCAGAUCUAUUUAAACUUUAAGUGUCUCUGGGAUUACUUGGAGGUAUCCUGAUCUAGCACCCCCAAUUCUGUAACAAAAUAGUAACCCAGUAGCCUCCAUUCACUUUCCUUACUGACCCCAGUAUGGUCUCAGAAUGCUGAUGGGAAUCAUUCAGUUGGCUUCAUCACCAAUCUUUCUUAUCUUAAGGACAUAAUUUAUCAUUAUGUGCUCUCUCACAAAGAUGCAUUACCUUAUUUCCUGUUUGGACCUUCCCUUUGCAGCAGCAUCACCUUCUUCUCCAAGAAAUCUUCAGAUUUCACAGCCUCUCAGAACAGAUAAUUCAUUUUGGGCUAUAAAUCCCCCCAUUUCAGGAAACCCCUUGUUGAUGAGUUCCCAGUCAAGGAAUUCUUGUGCUCUAUGUGAUACAAUUCAACAAUCAGAAUGAGCAUAGAAAUAGGAUACUGGGAUAAUGCUUAACUGUCUACUAGCUAGCAACCAUUUUGUUUACCUCUUCCAAAUUUCAUCAUAAAAACACCAUCCACUUCAAUAGAAUAAACUCAUUAUUUAAUAUAAAGUUACACAGAUGUUUUUCUAAGAACUUAUACCAAGUUAACUUAUCUGAGAGUGAAACUGAUUAAAAUCUACUGAGAACAGAUGAGAGGUAACCUACUUGAAGAUGUAGUCUGCAAAAGGCUUGAGGAGUCCCCAAGUCCAACCAAGAUUGUAGUUUAAGGAAGGCAGAUCUGCUACUUGAUUGAUGCCAUCCAGCAAGAUAAAAUCUAAUCAUUUUAUGAUAAGUCUGAAGAAGGAAUUUUUAGUGAUAGAAUGGUCUUCAGAGAAUCUAGAAAAGGGGGCAAUUAAAGAGUCAUAGGGCAUUGGUAAUCUCUAAACUCAAAGAGGGGAUGUUGAUUAUAUAUGAUUUACCAGGUCCACAUAAAGUGAGAUGGCCAUUAAGAUUGCCACCUAACACCCUUGCUGUGACCCCAUGUAGAAGUAAUCUGAUUGUAAUUAUGUUCCCAUAUAAACUUUGUUAUGGGGAGAGAACUCACUAACCAGCUGACAUGGAGUAU